Molecule: messenger RNA, 900 nt
Organism: Symbiodinium sp. CCMP2456
Lineage: Eukaryota; Dinophyceae; Suessiales; Symbiodiniaceae
Source: the annotation of a GenBank genome assembly
AUGACAGCGUGCGAGUGCUGCGGCGGGUGUUUCGCAGGUGUCUUGCUGGUAGGUGCAGGGAUCAGACAAAUCGGCGGGCUAGUGCAACCCUCGCAGCAAGAGGAGACAAAGGCGGAAACGGCCAGCGCAAAGCCGCUCGGCGAUGCUCGCAUGCCUGCAGUUCAGAUCGUGGAGGAGGGGACCAUCCAGGCCGAACCUCUCGAGCAACAUGUUGAAGGUGCAAGGAAAUCUCAAGGGCGGACCGACCACAGUCGGCAGCUCUACGACUCUGCCUGGCAGGGGGACUUUGAUGGGGCGUUUGACGCCCUGGAGGCAGGUGCAGACCCUUAUGCAAGGUACGGGGUACGGAAGAUCACCACCUUGCACGUGGCUGCAAGAACUGGCAACAGGCAGAUCAUGGAGAUGUUACUGAGAUGGGAGAAGGCGCCAAAGCCGCAGCUCGAUGUGCAGAACAAGGACGGCGAGACUCCACUCUUUGGAGCUGUCCUGGAAGGCCAUGUCGGAACGACCCAGGCGCUCGUGGACGCGAAGGCAGAUGUCAACAUCAAAGACAACGAAGGUCGAACAGUGCUGUCCAUCGCUCAGCAACGCGAGCGGCAGGACUUCAUCGACUUUCUCAUUGCAAGCGGUGCAAUCGGAAGCAUGUUGUCUUCGGAGAAGUCUUCAGCGGGUUGGACUUAUUGGAUGAGCUGGAGAAGCUCGAGACGAACGAGGAAUGCAGGCCCUUGGUGGAUUGCAUCGUCGUGGACUGUGGCGCAGAUCAGCGUCGCAUCACGGAAGGCUAGCCGCCCAGCCCAGUCGAGUGCCCAAAGAUGGUCUUGCAAGGUUGAAAAGCAUUUGCACCGAGUGCCAUGCGUGAUACGCACGCAGUCCUGGGUCAGCAUCCAUGCCUGGCAUUAA